Molecule: messenger RNA, 3591 nt
Organism: Henningerozyma blattae CBS 6284
Lineage: Eukaryota; Fungi; Ascomycota; Saccharomycetes; Saccharomycetales; Saccharomycetaceae
Gene: AGE1
Product: GTPase-activating protein AGE1
Exons: 1
Coding region: 1-3591 (1196 amino acids)
Biological process (GO): intra-Golgi vesicle-mediated transport
Cellular component (GO): trans-Golgi network; endosome
Molecular function (GO): GTPase activator activity
Source: RefSeq, a predicted model, not a curated record
AUGUCAUAUAUAUCUCCGGAGGAGAUCACUAUCAAACCUGCUAAAUGUGGCGUAUUUCAACAAUUUGUUCAAUAUAAAAAUGGCAGCUUAUCAAAAGAACAACCAAACUCUGCACUUUUCGAGAAAUUUGUUCAUAGUUCACGAAUUUCAAAAGACUCCUCGUUCAUACCGACAAUUGAUAUUUCGCAAGAAUAUACAAUUGAAUUCCCAAUAAAUGAUUUGUCAAAUUUACCUUAUCCACGUGAAUGGGUAUUUUCAUUAAUAAAUAUUUCAAAUCCAAGCAUAAAUAUCAAUGACACUUUCAUAAUUGAAUCUUUCGAAAAAUUAAACGAAACAGACGCCAAGUUAGAUAACCAAGCCACUAAUAGGAUUAGAUUAAAUAUUUGUUUAGCAACACCAGUUGCACAUUCAACUUCAAAUGUAUUAAAAUCAGGAUUUUACAUAUUACAGUGUCCAAUGUUGGAUUUUUAUUUAAGUGUCAUGGUCCAAUAUACGUUGUUGUCGUUAAAUAAUCAUUCAAAGGACUCUAACUUAUUAUUUCCAAAUAUAUCAAAUUUAACAUCAAAUACAAAUGUUAGUAAUACUGGCGACAUAUCAAUUUCAAGCACAACUAUGCUACACUCACCCUCAAAGAGUAAUUUCAGCUCUUCUAUAUCGUUAGUUUCACCAAUCCAGAGUACAAUUGAGGAAAGUUAUGAGGAUUAUAAUGAUAAUACCAAUACUACAGGCAUAGACAGCAUUAACAACAUUACAUCAGAUACAGUACACUAUCCUUCACAAAAUAUUCAAAGAAGUGUAAAUGCAUCCCCACUAAGAUCGCAGAUACUAGAAAAUAGUAAAGAAGAAUGGACUGCAGAAAUUAGCAAUAAGGACAAUAAUAUUCGAGAUAUAAAUAAUCCAACUAUUAAAAUCACUACUACAAAUUCUAUCUUAUCUACAGACAAUCCAAGCGUAAUAAGCUUACAAAAUGAAAUUGUACCAAAGUUACAAAAGCAAAACUCACAUCAACAGCAACAGCAACUAUAUAGUUCGGUUGUUACAAAUAUAAACUCGAUUUCACAUCAUGGUUACAUUCCUUUUCCAGAGCAUUUAGAUAAUUGGAUUCCUGAUGGUCCGCAUUUUCGUUAUCAACUACAAUUUUUAGAAAAUUCAAUACUUCAUAGACAGCCACAUAUUUGGAAAAGUAUUAACAACAGAUUAAUUAAGAUAUUAGAGACUCUAACAUCAGUAACUUCAGAAUGUUUUUAUUUGAAUAAGUAUAUUAAAUCGGCUUUUAAAUUUCAAAUUCCAAACAAUCAUCCUUUAUAUUCACCAGUUGUUAUAUCAUUGAAAAAUUUAAUUAAUUCACAAAUAAAUGAAAUUGAUUCAAUAAUUUUUCAAUUUAAAAAUAUUCUAAUUCCACCUGUUACUGAUAUUUUAAACAACUCCGUUAACUUAAAAGAGUCUUCUAAGAGACAGAAGAUUUAUUUGGAAAAUUCCAAGUCAUUUUAUUCAGCAAUGAAUCAGAAAGCUAAAACUCACACAUUUGCGAAUAAACAAAAAAAUAUUGACUUAACCUUAAAGAUUAAAAAAAAAUUCGAAUUAUCAAGAAUAGAUUAUUAUGAUUAUUUGUAUCAAUCAUUUUAUUCUGGUUUACCCUUGAGAAAAUUACAUUCCUCAAUAUAUCUUUUAAAUGAAAUUAAUUCACAUUCAAUGAUGAGUAAUUCUAAUUUAAUCACUUCAAAAUUAAUUAGAAAUUUAUUAAAGGAUAAAUUAACAGAAUUAAACAAUUACGAAACAAAAAAUUUUAUCAGCAAAUAUCAACCCUCGGUUCAAUCGAUUUAUAAUCAAAUCGAAAAGUCAACUACUUACAAUGACAUUAAUAAAACUUAUUUCCCAUUGGAUCUAGAUAUCAAAGAGGGCGUUCUUUGGGUUAAAAAUAAUAAAAACCUCCCCCCAUCUUCUAAUUCACUUUCAGCCAAUAUUACACCGACGACGACAUUCAAUUCAAACUUUAAUAGUCCUAACACUAUGGCAAAUAAUUUAAUAAUGAAUAAUGAAUCUCAUUCAAAUAAAUUAAUUUCUGCCGCUUCAAAUACUUCUACUUCAUCAGGCUGGCAUAAGAAUUGGGUUGUAUUAAAAGGUUCAACUCUCACGUUAUUUACGAACUGGAAAAAAUUAGAUCCUGUCAACCAGGCAACUGGAGUAGCAUAUUCAUCAGCUCAAAUUGUGCCGUCUUCUGCAAACUCUUCUCAUGAUUCACUAUCAUUAUCUGAUAAGCAUAUUAUUAACAUGGCAAUGGCAUGUACCAAACAAAUUGAUCCAUGCACUUUUGAAAUUUUGACUUCAAAUCAACUCAAUAAGAAGGGUAUUCGUUUUCAAGCUGAAAGCCCAGAUGAUUUAAAAUCGUGGCUAAAUGUUUUGAAUAUGGCUACGCAUGAUGUUUUAGCAACCUACUCGCAGGGUAACAGUCAAACAAGCAGCAAUGGUAUCAUUAUCUAUACAUGCAGUGAUGGUCACAAUAUCAAUGUAUUGAAAAAUAAAAACAAACCUUUAAUGGUUGUUUCAGAAAAAGAAAUUCAAGGUCAUCAAAUAAAUAUCAACAGUCAUGAUCAUAUAAAGAAAAGCCAUGUAUCAACUUUAUCAGAUACGUUAAAAAUUAAUACAAACCCAGUUAAGCAACCUUCAUCAUCUUCAUUAUUAGAUAUUGUUAGGCAAAAUGACAAGUCAAAUUUGAUUUGCUGUGACUGCGGAGAUACAAAUGAUGUUGAAUGGAUUUCCAUCAACUUACUCUGUAUGGUAUGCAUUAAAUGUUCAGGUAUUCAUAGAUCUUUGGGUUCGCAUGUUUCUAAGAUUCGUUCUUUAACUUUAGAUAAGUUUUCCAAUAACGAAUUGAAUUACUUGAUCGUAAAUAACGUUUCAAAUGCAAUUUUCAAUUCGAUUUAUGAAUCAGAUAUUACGAAUUUGAAUAAAAUAGGCAAAAUAACCGCAAAUUCAAGCAAUUCUGAGCGUACUAUUUUUAUUAAAAACAAAUAUAUUACAAAGUCAUUUGUCGAAGAUAACAAGCAAGAAUCUGCAGAAACAUUAAAAUCACUAAGAAAAGGUAUUCAGCUAGAUAGUGUGUAUCUUCUACAGAAAUCUAUUGCACAAAGUAAAAAUUCCUUAAGAGAUGUAGAUAAUUAUUCGAAUUCUAUUAAUUCAGAUAAUAACACAUCUUUAUUUGAAUCGUCAUUAAAGCAUUAUAAAAUGGUAAAUGAUAAGCCACUGUUCGGAAUUUCGGAAUUCCUAAUUAGUAAUGGUUUGCCAUUGAAUAACAUUCCAAGUGAGACUUCAUAUAUACUUCCUGAAUCCCUCAAGUAUUGGCGUUCACGACUAGAAAUUUAUGGCACUUUUGGAGUUUUAACAACUCCGAAGACUGUAUAUGCAUCUCAAAAUAUAGUAAGACCUAUCAAUACUAAGAAUAAUUCGCCUGCUAACCGUUUAGAUAUAAAUGAUACACGGGUUGAGGAUUCUGGUCAUCGUUGGAAUAUCAGUCCUAAGAGUCCUCAGAUAUUGAAAAAUUCUUCGAAACUAUUUAUUCCUAAACAACUAAAAAAGGCUUCAAAUAAGUAA